Exophiala spinifera is the source of this 858-nucleotide messenger RNA. RefSeq lists its product as uncharacterized. Bases 1 to 858 code for a protein of 285 amino acids. Gene Ontology annotation, biological process: mitotic sister chromatid cohesion. Gene Ontology annotation, molecular function: acyltransferase activity, transferring groups other than amino-acyl groups. Gene Ontology annotation, cellular component: NatA complex. Lineage: Eukaryota; Fungi; Ascomycota; Eurotiomycetes; Chaetothyriales; Herpotrichiellaceae. The record is from RefSeq and is a predicted model, not a curated record. The transcript has a single exon.
AUGCCCCAGGCGACUCUUCUGUCGUACUUCUCGAAGCCGCCAUCAACCUCCGCGGUCGCGAACAGCGGCCGAGGCGCAAAUGGACAUCUUCGCCUUGAGGAAGCCUCUGAUGAUUCCUUGACCAAGACACAAAAUCAACCAAACGGUUCGAGAAUUGUAAGCUCGCUGAUCGAGCAGUCUUCUGCCCGCUGCACGCCCAAGCCGAGCUCUCCCGAGCCGGCUACUGUUGACGCCAAAGAAGACAACGUCAACGGCACAUCAUCCAACUCUGUGACCGACGCUUUCCUGGGAAAUACUGAAGGGUUCAGCGAUGCCGAAAAAUUCGCUCAAAUUGUGGUAGUUACACACCGGCCGGAGGCCGUCAUCACUCCCGUCCAGCAAAGCCACCUCCCAGCCAUUCAACGCCUGACGAGCACCACACUGCCAGUUCACUACAAUCAUUCAUUUUUCACAUCAACACUGACGGACCCAGUAGCAGCUCAGUUGUCCCGGGCCGUUCUCUAUCAUUCAGAGCCAGUGGGCUGGAUCAGAUGUCGACUGGAAUCCUGCUCGCCAACAAGCAACACGGAACUGAGCAAGACUGCGUUAUCCCAGAUCUAUAUCCAGGCUCUGGCCCUUCUAGCACCGUAUAGGAACUUAGGACUUGCCACCUAUCUAUUGGAUGCCGUCUUGUCAUCGCCUAUCGCCACAGGCCCAGAAACAGUCUGCAUCUAUGCUCAUGUAUGGGAAAGAAACGAGGAUGCGUUGGAUUGGUACGCCAAAAGAGGAUUCAAGCGUGUUAUGCUGGUCGAUAUGUACUACCGAAAACUCAGGCCUGGCGGGGCAUGGAUUGUAAGGAGAGAACUGGGUAGGCCUUGA